Ruditapes philippinarum (Manila clam) is the source of this 1268-nucleotide messenger RNA. RefSeq lists its product as uncharacterized. Gene Ontology annotation, molecular function: catalytic activity. The record is from RefSeq and is a predicted model, not a curated record. Lineage: Eukaryota; Metazoa; Mollusca; Bivalvia; Venerida; Veneridae. Bases 83 to 1201 code for a protein of 372 amino acids. The transcript has 7 exons.
CCCCAUAAUCACAUUUUAUUUGCUUAUAGCAUAAACUGACAUUUUGACUGCGAAAAAAUAUUUCAAAAUAAUACCGUAAGUUAUGCAGUUGUCUUCUGCUUCAAGUUAUAGAAACAUGUUAAUUUUACUGUUAACUUGUAUGGUAGUUAAGUUAACCAUUGGAGAUAGCUUUAACUCAACUGUGCGAUUAGUAUCGUACAAUACGGGGCUAACCACGAGGGUGGGGCAAUAUGACGUGAGGAGGGAGAAAGUAGGUCAAGCUAUUAAAGACCUCAAGGCGGAUGUAGUUUGUCUUCAAGAGGUAUGGCUUUCAGGAGAUAUUGAGAGAAUUUUGAAAUCAGCGGGAAAAGUAUACCCAUAUUCUUACAGUGGCCUACAUCGUGAGAUAGGUGUUUUAGAAGAUAUACCUUGGAUGAAGGCCCCGUGCAUGUCGACGUCAUUUCUUACGUCAUUUUUGCCUUGUAUCGAGACAAGGUGCGGUCAUACCAAAGGCACCGUUGAUUAUUUGACAUGUGCACGAGAAAAGUGCAAAAUGCUCGAGAAACUGGAACAGGAAUGUGUAACAUGUUUGAUCCUGUCUGGCGUCAAAGAAGUGGCUAGUAGCUGCGUAGAAAAUGUUAAAAACCGAUUCAACAUACCUGGUGUAUUAUUGCUGAGUUCUCGACCAUUAAAUCGUGUACAUAUUACAAGAUUUGUGCAGGACAAGAAGUUGUUCAUUCCAAGAGCAUAUAUCAGUGCUGAGAUUGAGGGAGUAGGCACAGUAGCCUGUACACAUACCAGUGCGGAUCUAAGUUACUCUUACUUCGAAGACCUAAAAUUUACAAGUUGGGAAGAACAGAAUUUAGAUGAAGCGCGAGUUUUAUUGAAGUCACAACAGCACGUGCACCGUGCAGUGAUUAUGGGUGACCUUAAUGGUGGUCCCAAGGUGGCAGAUUUCAAUGUCUCGUCAGAUUUCAACGCUGCCUACGACUAUAUAACUUCACGUGGUUAUACACCUUCCUAUGUUGACAAGUCUGGUAUAUGUACUUGGUGUAAAUAUAACCCUCUAUCAUUGGCUUCCAAAAACAUUAUCCUGGACCACAUCCUUGUCAAAAAUUUCAAUGUGAUAGGUACAAGGAGGGUGUUUGAUGACGUCAUCAAGGACAGGGAUUUCCCGUUGUCAGACCAUUUUGGAGUAGAGGCAGUGAUUCAGUUACCAUAGAUGUAAAAUGUCAUUUAAUUUGACAUAGUAUUUGUUCAAUGACCAUAUUCAAAAAGAUCAUAAGCCC